Molecule: messenger RNA, 730 nt
Organism: Lingula anatina
Lineage: Eukaryota; Metazoa; Brachiopoda; Lingulata; Lingulida; Lingulidae
Product: ras-related GTP-binding protein A
Biological process (GO): negative regulation of autophagy; positive regulation of TORC1 signaling; cellular response to starvation
Cellular component (GO): nucleus; lysosome; Gtr1-Gtr2 GTPase complex
Molecular function (GO): GTPase activity; GTP binding
Source: RefSeq, a predicted model, not a curated record
AGUAAAUGGUAAUCUUGUGACACAAAUCUGACGCCACAGCAAAAAAAGGGGUUCUUUUGAUGUUUUUACAACCGUGAAUUCAACCAGGAUGCCUUCGACGAUGAAAAAGAAGGUGCUGUUGAUGGGGAAGAGUGGCUCAGGGAAGACCAGUAUGAGGUCCAUUAUAUUUGCCAACUAUAUCGCCAGAGACACAAGGAGGUUGGGGGCCACAAUUGAUGUAGAACAUUCUCAUGUCAGAUUCCUGGGUAACCUGGUGUUGAACCUGUGGGAUUGUGGAGGACAAGAGGCCUUCAUGGAGAACUACUUUGCUAGCCAGCGUGACAACAUAUUCCGCAAUGUAGAAGUUUUAAUAUACGUCUUUGACGUGGAGAGCCGGGAACUAGAAAAAGACAUGCACUAUUACCAGUCCUGCUUGGAGGCCAUAUUGCAGAAUUCUCCAGAUGCCAAAGUUUUCUGUCUAGUACACAAAAUGGACUUAGUACAAGAGGACCAAAGGGAAUUGAUAUUCAGAGAAAGAGAAGAAGAUUUAAAAAGACUGUCAAAGCCACUAGAGUGUACGUGCUUUGCUACUUCCAUUUGGGAUGAAACAUUGUAUAAGGCCUGGUCAUGUAUAGUGUACAUGUUAAUCCCUAAUGUCCAACAACUAGAGACCAACCUCACCCAUUUUGCCAACAUCAUCGACGCAGAUGAGGUCCUGUUAUUUGAGAGAGCCACCUUUCUGGUGAGAUAG